Durusdinium trenchii is the source of this 3114-nucleotide messenger RNA. The record is from the annotation of a GenBank genome assembly. NCBI's taxonomy places the organism in Eukaryota, Dinophyceae, Suessiales, Symbiodiniaceae.
AUGCAUGAAGAUCUGAUGGAACAAAAGUUCGUCGGAUCAGCUGAAUUCAAUCUCGCUGAAGCGGUGUAUGCCAGAUCCCAUACCAAGAAUCACGGCUGGCUGAAGAGGAAGCUGGAGAAUAUCAAGAGGAGAUGGGGAGGGAAGCCUCGAGACCCGCCCAUUGGGAAGCUCUUCAUCUACGCGGAAGAAUCGGUGAACGCCAAAGAGUUGAGCUUCUCGGUGAGUGGGCAGGAUCUGAAGCCCACGGAUUUCUGGAAGCGGAAGUGUGAUCCCUAUUUCGUGGUGAAUCGAAUCCAGGCCGUCUACGAGUCUGGCGAGAUCGUACUGCAACCGAUCUUCCGGAGCGAGGUGGCGCGGAAGAGCUCCGAGCCCAGCUUCGAGGAAGCUAGCUUCACAGUUGCGCAGACCAGUGGCUGCGAUACUGGCCAAGACAUUAUCAUCACAGAGCUCUUCGCAUGGGAGAAGUUCAUCACAUGGAAGAAGCUCCUCACAUGGGAGGAGCACCUCCCAGAUCUCUGGACACUCUGGCUGAACGGAGGACAUUCCAGCAAGAGUCAGACCUCUGGAGCAAGAGAGUCGGUGACCUCUUCGGGCUCCAAGAGUAAAGGCAUUUUCGGGCCCUUGGCCGGGCAGCUGACCUUGGAUGGCCAUCGCUUCAAGCGACAUUUGGCAGCAGAUGCAGCUGUUGGACACUACACCUUCCUGGACUAUUUGCGUGGCGGGCUGGAACUUCAGCUCAUGGUGGCCGUCGAUUUGACGCGCUCCAAUCUGGGACAGACGAAUCCCAAAUCCAUCUGUGACUGCAACGACCAGGAAGUGAUGUCGGUUUAUGACAACGACAACUGCUAUCCAAUCUAUGGCUUCGGUGCCAAGAUCCCCCCGACCCAUUCGGUGGUCUCCAACUGCUUUGCCUUGACCGGGGAUUUUUUCCAACCAGAGGUGGAAGGUGUCGAAGGGAUGCUGAAAGCCUAUCACAGGGCCUUGCGGGUCUGCCACCUCCAUGGGCCGUCUUAUCUCGCAGAUCCUUGGCCAAAACUGAUCCCGGCAGGAUGUGGUGAAGUUGGCAGCCGACAUGAGCAGGCGGAGCACACCUUGCGAGCGAGUUCUGCGCUGGCGAACUUGGAGGAUCCUGUUUCCGUCCCCCGGAACAAGUGCACGAGAGUCACGAGAGCGCAAGGCUAUGCAGGCCUCGCCAUCUCAUCUCAGACCUUGCUUUUGCGCUACGAUCAGGAGCAACAGCGGCUGGUUACCAAGCAAUUGGAUCCUGCAUGUGGUAGCCACAUGACCUAUGUCCUCAUAUCAAAGCGCAUUCUGGAAGUGAUUCUGCUGAAUCAUUUGUGUGGAAAUUUGAUGCAACAGGCCGAGGAGGAUUUGGAAUAUUACAGAACUGCAGACCUGCAGCUGAUGAAAGACCCAAGUGGUGAUGCAGGUGUGGUGCACGGACUCUUCCAAUGUUGGUUCCGCUUUUGCCUCCGGAGAGGGUACAACCGUCGUUGGCUGAGCUCCUUUUUCCCGGACUACAUCUUCUUGUUUUGCGUCGUGGGCCCAUGCUGCAUUCUCUACAGCAUCAUGCUUUGGUACAGAAAGAUGGAUGCGCAUGCUGUUGCGCAUCACGCCUACAUCGACAAGACCGAUCCUGGGUCUGGAUUCUUGAUUUCACUGGAUACAUGCCUGUUUGUAUACACCAGUGUGUUGGUCAUGGGCUUUCUCUUCACCACCUUGGAAAAACACGUGGUGGCUAACCCGUUGCGUGCCUUGGAAUUCCGCGCGGCCCUGGCCUUGUUUUUGGUCCUUUGGGCAAUGAACUUCCUCACCAUUUUAGAGGAUCGCUACGUCUAUUCUUCAGCUUGGGGCUUCAAUCUUUCCCGUAGAGAGCGGAACGUGACCCCAUACUUCCGCAUACUGGCAGCUCUUGCACAAGUCUUUGUGACACACUCUGCCGUGAUGCUGGGCGCGGUGCUUUUGGGCCAUAGUGGGCAUGUGCGACGGAUGCCAGAUAUCCCUUGUAAGGUCUUUUGCUGGAGAGUUCUUCCGAGUUUGGUGCUGUUUGCUGCCAUCAUCGCCUUUAACUUGGCCUUUCGUUCCAACCACGACCGCAGCGAAUGCUUGAAGCCAAUCUUUCGUGUGAUCAACGUGGUAUGGCCGUGGUUUGCAGCCUUGAUGCCUCCCUUGGGCGGAGUUCUCUUGCUCCUAGAUAUCUUCCUGGAACGGGCUUUCUUCGAGGAGAAGGAGUUUGACAUUGAACUGGAUUAUGAUUCAAUCCUGAUGUCGGUCACAGUGUCGCUGGCUUUGAUCGGGAAUGUGAAUGGGAUCCUUGAGAUGGAAGCAGCUCGCCUUUGGAUCAGUGUUUUCUUUCGGUCGAUUGGACUCUUCGUGCCGUUGGGAUUGGUGACCUUCACCUUCUACUGCUGGAAGCGGCCUCCUGUUAGCCCAUCCAGCUUUAGGAACAGGUGCAGUGUGUGGUUUGCCUUUGUGCUUGCUGGAACCAUGUUUGUGAUUUUCCAGAUCAUGGAAGAUUGUGAAAUCGCAUCAGAUCUUCCAGGAUGUUGCACCUAUCCCUCUGUGGAUGAAGUCUUUAACCAGCGCGAGUACACCAAUCUCAUUUGCGACAAAGCUGUUCGUUGUUUGUGGGCAGACGAUCGCGUGAAUUAUUGCUACCUGGGACGCUUGAACGAGCAUCACUUAAGUUCCGUGGCCGCAAACGUCUCCAUCCUCAAGCAGGAGGCGACUUUUGAUGCCGCCCUUUGCGACGAAUUGGAGGUCCGAUGGCGACAGUACGCUCAUACCAACAGCACCAAAUCUGCGCACGAGGAGUCUGAGCACGAGGAACAGCACCACUCAGCUGCCUAUCGGCUCUUCCGGAACAUUGGUCAGGCUGCGAGUGUGGAGAUGUAUUUCACCGUUCUCGGCGUGCUGCUGAAAGUUAUCUUCUUGACACAACACCCCUGCGCGGCAGAGAUUCUUCGGCUCGACACCUUGCAUCACAGUGAGGAGAAGCAUCACUGCGGCGAGUCAAGUCACCAGGCUGUGGCAAGGAAUGUGAUGCCGGAUGACACUGCACACAACGUCCCGUUAGUCGAGAAUGGGCUCGAAAUGGAGCCACAAGAGAGUUGA